This is a messenger RNA of Drosophila takahashii, 728 nucleotides long. The record is from RefSeq and is a predicted model, not a curated record. Lineage: Eukaryota; Metazoa; Arthropoda; Insecta; Diptera; Drosophilidae.
AGAAGAUGUGGAUGGAGGACCAGCGCGUGGGCACCAACUUCAGUGAAAUGGGUUUGGCCAAGGAUGUGAACAAGGCCAUUGCGAUUCCAAGCUACAAGAAGGAUCGCCUCCUCGCAGCGAGAGUGGUGAAUGGAUUUCUGGAGGAGGAGCUGGACGAGGACGAGCGACGGGCACUGGGCCUCAAGAAACCAGUCGUGGAGGAGGGUCCCAAGCGGGGACAUGUGGUCCAGGAACUAGAGCAGCUGGCCAGCGAGCGGGCCGACCCGGAAUUCAGAUUACCCAAGGGCGUGGUCAAGGAGCUGUCCUACUUCCUCGACAAGCACCAGUUCAACUACAAAGCCAUGGUCGCCGAUCGGAAGAACUUCAACCAGAGCACCUGGCGACAGUUCCGGCUGAAGAUCCGCAGAUUCAUGUCCAUUCCGGAGCAAUUCAACGUCUACCUGGAGCAGAAGAACCUGCCCGUGGGCGUGAAACCGGACUGGGAGGAGUACGAAUCGGACAGUGAAUGGAAAUAGAUGCUCCUGGCUUUUAAUUUACUUCCCUUUCGGUUCUUAUGCUAUUAUUUGUAAUGUUUAGACUUAAUUCUUUAAAUACACAGAACUAUAGACUUCCGUCAUUCUGUCGUACGACAGAAAGAGAAGCAAGAGAUAGAGGGCCUGUGGUCUCAUUCCAACGCGAAUGCGAAUUACUUGCAACGAGUUGUCAUUUUGCAAUUCGACUAGAGAUGC